UGCCAACCGCUAUAUAAAGAAGAAGAAGAAGACAGCCCGAGUUACCGGAAGCCGAUAGGAAACUCAUUACGAUGUGUGUGUCGUAUAGUUUCCACCUAUUUUUACUAAUUGCUAUAUGUUUUCUAGAAAUGUCCGGUACCAGCGACGGUAAUUUUAUGUACUUUGCGUUUGGAAGCAACUUAUUGAAGGAAAGACUGCAGCUAAAGAAUCCAUCGGCUACUUUCGUCUCUACAGGUCGACUAAAGGACUACAAGCUGAACUUUGGCCUGUGGGAGGAGCAUGUGGAAAACUCGUGGCACGGCGGAGUGGCCACCAUCGAGUCCUGUCAGGGCGAUGAGGUGUGGGGUGUAGUCUGGACUUUGAGCAACGAAAACCUCCCAACCUUGGACAAACAGGAAGGUGUGAGCCAUGGAGAGUACUCCCCGCUGGAGGUCUCUGUUGAGACGGAUGAGGGCGUGAUCCAAUGCAGGACGUACCAGAUGAACAAUUUUCACGCCAGUCCUCCGUCUCCGCAGUACAAACAGGUGGUGUGCCUGGGAGCAGAGCAGAACGGACUUCCAAAGGAAUACCUGAAGAGGCUGGAGGCCAUUCAGACCAACAACUACUCUGGCCCCUCAAUCCUGGAUCAAAUUAGAGCCGUUACGCAGCUACCUGGAAUUCAGUGAACAAAAACACAUUAAUGAGGUUUUUAGAACAUUUAAGCCUCAUCAUCCAUUUAGGCUUUCAACUGGCUACUGUAUUCCUUUUAUUGUGUUAGGUGGAAUAGUAGUUACAUCUAGACCUGAAGGUUAAUCUGUGUUUUAAUAGUUGAUUAGAUUUACCUCCUGCUGUCAUAAUAUUGUAAGCAUCCAAUCACAAGAUAGUUGGUGUGGCCCAGCAUACAGCCUGAUGAAUAGUAAAGUUAAACACAUUUAAUUGACAAGAGUCUUAUUACACUGCCAAUAACACAUGACUUCUGCAAAUACUCUAACAUGAACAUAUUUUAUUAAAUAAACAAAAGUGAAUCAUUUGUUUAAAAAGAAACCACUUUAUUUUUCUUA
This is a messenger RNA of Gambusia affinis (western mosquitofish), 1040 nucleotides long. It is a transcript of the gene ggcta, whose product is annotated as gamma-glutamylcyclotransferase a. Lineage: Eukaryota; Metazoa; Chordata; Actinopteri; Cyprinodontiformes; Poeciliidae. Gene Ontology annotation, molecular function: gamma-glutamylcyclotransferase activity. The record is from RefSeq and is a predicted model, not a curated record. The coding region runs from base 72 to 665 and encodes 197 amino acids. The transcript is spliced from 4 exons.